CUGACAUUUGGAAGAGGAGGGGCACCUGGGCCGGUAUAUAAAGGGGGGACGAAGAGCGAGGAGGCAUCAGUUCUUCAGGAGACUUGGAACCAUGAGGACCUUCGUGUGCGUGCUGGUGGUGCUCGGCGCGGUGUCGGCCCAGGAACCCACCGACCCCACCGCAGCUGUGGACGUCAACACAGUCGCCGUUGACGUCGGUGCCACCGCCACUGCCGACGCCGGGGGCGCCGCUGCCACCGGUGCCUCCGCCACCGCUGCAGGAGGCCUCGCUAACCGUGGCACCCUUGGCCUCAAAUUCGGCCCUGCCUUCUACGGCCCCGGACUCAAGAACCCCACCGCCAUCCCGCCCAACCAGAACGUGGUGACCAUCCUGCAGAACUACCUCAAGUCCUCCGGCAACGCCGACCUGCGCGUGUUCGUGGAUGUGGACGGCGCCAUGCACUUCACCAACCAGUUCGGCCAGGAGACUGAGGUUCUGGACCCCACUGUCAACGAGUUCCUGGAGCUGGGCGCUGACCCCUUCGAGAUGCAGGAGCGCCUUACCGAACUCCGCCAGCAGUCCCUCGACCAAGCCAUCCUGCGCUGCGAGACUGAGAUGAGGCAGAGGUACUUCGCCGACCCCGCCUCCUUCACCCCCGCUCUCCUCAAGGGCAUCAACAUUCCUGCCACUGCCGGUGCUGGUGGUGGCGCUGCUGCUGUGGGUGCUGGUGCCCGUGCUGUUGUGGCGUAAGGAACACAGCACUUCCCAUCACUCCCCAUCACUUCCCAUCCAUUACCUAGUUAAUUUUCUCUGAUCCUUUUCUCUCCUCCAGUUCCUCGCUUCCUGUGGCUAGCACGUAUACUAUUAUAAGCAACAUGUGCCUUCCCUUGUACUUAACUAAGGCUCAUGUGUUCCUGCAGUAUUUGUAACUUAUUCCAAUAAAUGAUAUUCGUAUU
Messenger RNA from Scylla paramamosain (green mud crab), 936 nucleotides. RefSeq lists its product as uncharacterized. NCBI's taxonomy places the organism in Eukaryota, Metazoa, Arthropoda, Malacostraca, Decapoda, Portunidae. The transcript has 3 exons. The record is from RefSeq and is a predicted model, not a curated record. Bases 92 to 730 code for a protein of 212 amino acids.